AUGGGCAAUAAAAAUACAAAACCGAAUGAAGCCACUAAUAUCUCCACCGAUCCUGAAGACGCAUCUAUAGCAUGGACAACGUUGUCGUCGGCUCCAGAACAGGUGUCAUUGGAUGGGAAUGAAUAUCGACUGGAAACUCAUAUAUGGCGCGAUUUUAUGCCGAUUUGUGAGGAAUCUGGUCGUCCGAUGAUAGCCAUAUUGCGUAUCAAAACCGUCGACUCAAGUCCAUUUCCAUCAGAUGUCAAGGUCGAUAUAGCAUGGAUCAUGUUUGGUAACGACAAUCAAGCUCAAAUUUGGGAGACACAUGUUAUAGAAGAGCAACCACGACAAUCUGACAUCAAUCAUAAUUAUAUCAGAGUCACUGCUCGAAAUGGCCCUAAAUGGGGACCGAACAGUAUAUCUGCUUCUAGCAUUGAUGAUUCAUUUGAUGAUAAAACAAAUAAUAAAGUUUUAACGUCAGAAAAUAAUAAGAAAACAACAAUUGAUAAUAGUUUUCAACAAAUCACUCAUGAUCUUAAUAUUGAUAGUUCAUUUGAUGAUAAAAUAAAUCACAAUAAUUUAUUAUCCACAAAUAACAAGACAAAUACAAUUGAUAGUAGCAUUGAACAUUUUACAAUUGAUCUAAAUAUUGAUACAUCAUUUAAUGAUAGAAUAAACAAUAAUGAAUCAAUACAAAUCAAUAAUAAAACGAUAACAUUCCAUUAUGAUAUUAAACAAGGUCCACAUGUUCUUAAUUUUGAUAAUUCAUUUAAUGAAAAAACGAACAAUGAUACGUUAAUUUCUACAAAUAAAAAAAAUUGCAAUUAA
Molecule: messenger RNA, 807 nt
Organism: Rotaria sordida
Lineage: Eukaryota; Metazoa; Rotifera; Eurotatoria; Philodinida; Philodinidae
Source: the annotation of a GenBank genome assembly